Molecule: messenger RNA, 855 nt
Organism: Morchella importuna
Lineage: Eukaryota; Fungi; Ascomycota; Pezizomycetes; Pezizales; Morchellaceae
Exons: 1
Coding region: 1-855 (284 amino acids)
Source: RefSeq, a predicted model, not a curated record
AUGACUCCCUCCAUCCUUUCCUCACUCUCUAACAAGAGUAAUAGUGGCCACAAGUACGCCAAAUCAUCACUCUGUCUCCAAAAUACGGCCAUUCCACAAUUACCUAUAAGACUUACAGACUUAAGUACAUUUAACCUCCAUACCCCAAAUACACAAUUACCUAGAAGGCUCGACUUAAGCACAUUUAACCUCCGUACCCUCAACGACACUUAUGAUGCCGAGAAUCCUCCAGAGUCUUCAUUUGACACGAACGCACUCACAACCUAUUGCACUGAGAAGGCGUGCGGCUUUGAUUACCACACGUACUUUGAUCAAGAAGAGGGGUAUACCCGCUCUCUAGAAGUGCAAAAUAAUCACGAAAGUGGUUAUUGCAUAGACAGUAGUGGCCCUGCACCUAUUAACGAAUACGGUCCAGUGUCUGCUAGUCUCAUGGCUCAGUCUAGGGAGAAGUCGUCGGGCUUGGAUUACUACGACCUUGUUAACGAGGAAGGGGAGGAAACUCAUUGGUUGGAAGCUAAUGAUCGUACCAAUAACAACUACAUGUCGUGCGGCAUCGCCGAAUGUUGCGGCGGUCAUGAUAACUCUUUGUGCGAUAGUGGCGAAGAGGAUGGCCAUGAACGCAGGCCCGAAAACACUAUUUAUCUAAGUGGCCAUGGCAGUAUGUCUGAAAUUGAUAUCGAGCAAUAUAUAGACCCCUCCAGCCCCCAGUAUGGUGGGGAUGCAUAUGAUUAUUACGGCUAUUUUGACGACGACGAGUUGGCGAAUGUUUGUUGGGUGGAAGCCGAAGGAUGCAUCUGCGGCGUCCCCGGAUGCUGUGGCGACACCUUACUACAUGUACUGUCUCCCGAUGAGUAG